This is a messenger RNA of Phyllostomus discolor (pale spear-nosed bat), 1951 nucleotides long. It is a transcript of the gene INTS15, whose product is annotated as chromosome 13 C7orf26 homolog. The transcript is spliced from 6 exons. The record is from RefSeq and is a predicted model, not a curated record. Lineage: Eukaryota; Metazoa; Chordata; Mammalia; Chiroptera; Phyllostomidae. The coding region runs from base 1 to 1347 and encodes 448 amino acids.
AUGAGCGACAUCCGCCACUCGCUGCUGCGCCGCGACGCGCUGAGCGCCGCCAAGGAGGUGCUGUACCACCUGGACAUCUACUUCAGCAGCCAGCUGCAGAGCGCGCCGCUGCCCAUCGUGGACAAGGGCCCGGUGGAGCUGCUGGAGGAGUUCGUGUACCAGGUGCCCAAGGAGCGCGGCGCGCAGCCCAAGAGAUUGAAUUCACUUCAGGAGCUCCAACUUCUUGAAAUCAUGUGCAAUUAUUUCCAGGAGCAAACCAAGGACUCUGUCCGGCAGAUUAUGUUCUCGUCCCUUUUCAGCCCCCAAGGGAACAAAGCCGACGACAGCCGGAUGAGCUUGCUGGGAAAACUGGUCUCCAUGGCCGUGGCUGUGUGUCGGGUCCCGGUGCUAGAGUGUGCGGCCUCCUGGCUCCAGCGGACGCCCGUGGUCUACUGCGUGAGGCUGGCCCGGGCCCUCGUGGACGACUACUGCUGCCUGGUGCCCGGCUCCGUGCAGACGCUCAAGCAGAUACUCAGCGCCAGCCCUCGCUUCUGCUGCCAGUUCGUCACCUCCGUCACCGCGCUCUACGACCUGUCGUCAGACGACCUCAUCCCGCCGCUGGACUUGCUGGAAAUGAUUGUCACUUGGAUAUUCGAGGACUCGAGGUUGAUUCUCAUCACUUUCUUAAAUACCCCGAUUGCGGCCAACCUCCCCAUAGGAUUUCUGGAGCUCACCCCGCUCACCGGGUUGAUCCGCUGGUGCGUGAAGGCGCCCCUGGCUUACAAGAGGAAGAAGAAGCCCUCCUUGGCCAACGGCCACGUCGCCCCCAAAGCCUCCCCAGACUCGGCGGGCACGGACAGAGACUCCCACCUCCUGUACUCCAAACUGCACCUCAGCGUCCUGCAGGUGCUCAUGGUGCUGCAGGUGCACCUCACCGAGAAGAACCUGUACGGGCGCCUGGGGCUGGUCCUGUUCGACCACAUGGUCCCGCUGGUGGAGGACGUCAGCAGGCUGGCGGACGAACUGAACCCCCUCAACGCCUCCCAGGAGAUUGAGCUCUCGCUGGACCGCCUCGCGCAGGCGCUGCAGGUGGCCAUGGCCUCCGGCGCGCUGCUGUGCACGAGAGAUGACCUGAGGACCUUGUGCUCCAGGCUGCCCCACAACAACCUGCUUCAGCUGGUGAUCUCGGGCCCCGUGCAGCCGGCGCCCCGAGCGGCGCUGCCCCCCGGCUUCUACCCGCACGUGCACACGCCCCCGCUGGGCUACGGGGCCGUGCCCGCCCACCCCGCCGCCCACCCGGCGCUGCCCACGCACCCCGGGCACACCUUCCUCUCGGGCAUGGCGUUUCCGUUCCGGCCCAUCCGCUAGGCCGGCCCCGCCUCCGCCGAGGGGCACCGUGCCCCUGCGCCCAGGCCCCAGACGCCUCCUGCGGAGCGGCCGACCCGCGGAAGAGGGCCUUCGGGCGGCGGCCGGGCGGCCCCUCCUCACCAGCAGGACCGUCCGGGGCAGGAGUUCCGUGGCAUCGCCGACCAGGCGCCGUCUCCCUGGCCGCCUUACGAAGUCCACGUUCGUAAGAGUCCAGACUGGACGGAUGGGGGGACAGGGCCCAGCCCUGUGCGGAGGCCACGGCCCCUUCCAGCGGAGCCCGUCCUGGGGGCCCGGCGCCGCGAGAGUCAAUCCGGGCGCAUGCUCGCUGAGCCUGUGCCGUCGGGGACGCGGGCGUGCAAAGCAGCGUUUGCACGUCCACGUGCCCGGCUCCCUUCCUUGUGGACAGGGCGUGUCCUGCCACGAACACGGGCCGCUCCGGGAGCCCCAGCUGCGCUGUGUGCCCUCGGGCUGCGCCCAGCACGCGGCUCCGUCUCGGGGAAGCCCGUGGGGACGUGCCCGCCCGCCGCCAAGGAAAGGGCGUCUGUUUCACUGGGAUCGCUGAAUUUCUCUUUCACGUGUUCAAAUAAAACUUUUCUAAACAGUU